AUGGCUCUCCCUCUCACAGGCCGUCGCCGCCGCCGUACAUGGGACGACGCUGAACGCCCCGUCGCCGAUGCGGCGCCGAUCGCUUUCUUUGAUACGGACGGGAACUACGUGCAUAGCGGCGCCCCAACCCACGAUAGUGAUCGGCGGCGGCGGCUAUCUCCACGGUUCAAGAAGCAAGAGGAAGUUUCUCCAGUGGAGAUGGCUAUAAGAGGAUCUCUCUACUGGCUUGAUGGCACGAGGAUGAAAUGUUCAAAAUCGCAAAUAAUUGAGAAAAGCCGUGCUCAAAUGCGCCUACUGGCUCAAGCUUUAGUAGACAAGUAUAAUGAGGAUCACAAACUGAUGGGGGAUCUUGCAUACGAACUCAACGAUGUCCUGCACUACCAAUUUUUUUCUGAGCCCCAUGGCACCAUCCUUAAGACGAGUAGGUACUAUCAUUUGAACUUCACCAUGAAUAUUAAAGGAGAUGAUGAUUCUGACUGUAUCACCAACGAUAUAUUCUUCGUUGAAAUCAAACUUAUGGAAGGAGAAUAUGAAGAGAUGGCUGUUACCCGUUUCUGCAUGGUCAAACCUAAUGACAAUGGUCACUGCUAUGGUUGUACUAAUAAUGGAAGUGCUGGUUUGAAACAUCCCAACAAUUCCUAUGCAUAUCUUGGUGGUCACGUGAAUGCACCAUAUUCGCCAUCUGAGUGGAGACUCUGAUGACAAUGUGGACGAGGAGGCUAGGCUAAGAUACAUAUACAACGGCAUUGGUUCUGUUUAGGGCCACAGUGACCCACAUUUUGAGGAAAUCUUCACUCCCUCCGUAUGCAACAGAGGUCCUGAAAAUGUGAGGAGGAAACCUGAGUGAAACACCACAGCCCUUGCACUUUCUUGUAACUAUAUAUUUCCCCAUCAUCCAACCUUCCAAUGCUAAUCUUAGUAGCUUGGCAUUUCCUGU
Molecule: messenger RNA, 937 nt
Organism: Triticum aestivum (bread wheat)
Lineage: Eukaryota; Viridiplantae; Streptophyta; Magnoliopsida; Poales; Poaceae
Exons: 6
Coding region: 1-699 (232 amino acids)
Source: RefSeq, a predicted model, not a curated record